This is a messenger RNA of Cydia amplana, 1455 nucleotides long. Its product is annotated as ankyrin repeat domain-containing protein 12-like. Lineage: Eukaryota; Metazoa; Arthropoda; Insecta; Lepidoptera; Tortricidae. The transcript has a single exon. Gene Ontology annotation, cellular component: nucleoplasm. The record is from RefSeq and is a predicted model, not a curated record. Bases 355 to 1008 code for a protein of 217 amino acids.
GUUGCUACGUGGGGGAAUCGGACGAUCGGAGCUCCGCUGCCGGCGAUACGCCAGGAGCCGACCCGCGCUCGCCCCUCCGGACCACAAGGCGGCACGGUGGCGCAGAAACUCGCCCGCGCCCACAGGAACAGCGAUGCCGACAAGGAAAAAGACAAGGACAAACCGAUCACCCCCGACGCGGUGCUCGCGCCCGCCCAAGAUGAGGCCCCGGCCGUCGCAAGCGCACGGCCCGAGCCCAUCGACAUACACCCGCGCAAACGCAAAAUAAGAGCCACCAAAGACACUCAAAUAUCUAAACAUGAACCAUUAGAUAAAGUAAGAGCAGAAGCAACAAACCAUCCCAAUGCCUAUCAAAUGUACAUACACAUUCGAAAGACGAUCGAAGUUCGUCAGAAGAACCUCCUACCCGUCAAGCCUAAGCCUCCAAAAGACUUUAACAAUUAUCUGAUGAAUCGACGCACUUACACCUUACAGUCCACCGUAAACCCGGAAAACAAGAUCGAAAUCCCGACGACACUUCCGCCACAGAUGGUAGAAGAGUUUACUUCCCAAGAGAAAGAACGCACUCGUUUAGUCACCCAGCAUUUGGUUGAAAAAGAAAAGCUGGUGUUGGCAGUCGAGCAGGAAAUUUUACGGGUUCAUGGCCGAGCCGAGAGGGCUGUGAGCAACCAGUCGAUGCCUUAUUCUGUCUGCACAAUCCUGCGCGGGAAGGAGAUUUACACCGAGGUACCUCCAGAGCAAGAAGAGAACAGAACGACUCGUCGGGGGCGUUGCAACGGGCGGCAGAUCAACGCGUGGCUCCAGGAGGUGGACGACAAGUGGGAGAAGAUUAAGGAAGGUAUGCUGCGCCGGCAGCACAUCGAGGCCGAGACCCUCCACGCUGUACAAGUCAUGGAGUGGGAAUGGAAGCUGAAGGAGGUGGGCAUCUGCGACGCGAAGACCAAGCCGACCACCGACCCUGACCACGUGCCUCAAGUCCACGUGUCCAACUUCGACUUGCCUGCUUGAGCUUUACACGAGAUCUCGUUCUUCUAUCUAACGGAUGCCAUUAACAACAUGUUUCUUCUGUCAUUAAGCUUUAGCUUUAUAGAGAUCCGUUAGUCUUUAAUAGUGUUUUUCAUGGUCAAUCUUUGUAAUUGCAUUUUUAGCGUAACUAAUUGAAAUAAGAUCUUUGUAAAGCUGGGUCUUAAUUAUAUUUCGCCAUAUGCGUUCGAAGAUAUUAGAACAUAAGUAAUAAGUACCUUAAUUAAUUGUGUUCAUUUUUAACUGUUAAGUUUAGUUUUAGGAUGUUAGGAGGGGAGUUUUUGACGCUGAGCUCUGGCGUCAGAUGUUAAUGUGAUAGCUUGAAUACAACCGGACUGUUUAGGAUUAUUGAAUUUAACAAUUUCAUAUUGAUUGCUAAUAAGUGUCUAUAUCAUUGUUGAAAUGAAUUUCAGAAAUUUUAAAAGGUUCUUC